Desarmillaria tabescens is the source of this 3676-nucleotide messenger RNA. RefSeq lists its product as uncharacterized. NCBI's taxonomy places the organism in Eukaryota, Fungi, Basidiomycota, Agaricomycetes, Agaricales, Physalacriaceae. The transcript has 11 exons. Bases 262 to 3567 code for a protein of 1101 amino acids. The record is from RefSeq and is a predicted model, not a curated record. Gene Ontology annotation, molecular function: mRNA binding.
GUCGAGAAACGUUUCUCGCUGUAUGCGAAGACUCAGUUGAGCCAGCUGUGAUACUGUUGGAGGGUGUGAUGUUUGGAAAGUGGCUCAAUAUUUACUGCAUUUAUUUUCUUUCUUUUUUUUUAUCUGAAGGCCGGCCGACCGUCACCGUCCUUUUCUGUCCCAACCAUCUCCCUCCUCUGCCACCAUCAUCGCCCUUCCACCCCCACCUCCAUCCUUUCCAUUGUUCACUUUUCUCUACCCAGAACUAUUCUUUCUAUCCAUAUGCCAGCAAAGUCUUCGACUGCUUCACGCGCUUGGGGAACUCGGUUUGAUUCGCUUCCUUCAACCUCGCCACCAUUGUCUCCGGGCUCUUUCGACCGCUCCUUGCGUGACGUUGAAACUGCCAACAACGGCCAGGCUCCUUUCGACGCGUCGAACAAGCAGAAGGAAGAGAAAAUGCCCCACGACGCCAGCGUUUUUGUAGGAAGUCUCCCCGGUAACAUAGACCAGCCGGAAUUGGCUCGUUUGUUGUCUCUGCACCUAUCGGAACAUGCACAAGUCAAGAACGUCAAGGUAGUUCGCGACUCCAAAGGCGGUGUCUGCGCUUUCGUACAAUGCGAGGAUGCAGCGGCCGCGACUAGCCUUAUACACACUCUUCAUUCCACAGAGCCUAAGCCUUUCUUGGGUCGCCACCUGCGCUACGAGCCGGCAAGGGCUUUCAGGACCUUGUUGCUAUCUUAUCGCACACCCAUGCAAUUUAUCCCUAUCACGGAUGGCGACGCUGUCCCCGGAGAAUAUGAUCGGGGAAAACACGUAGAACUGGACCUCCCCUACGCCAUGAGGCUGUGGAGGCCAAGAAAUUCCAAAUAUCUAGCCCUUCUAUACAACGCAGAAGCUGUCGAAGCUGAGAACCAAGCUUCUGCGUCCAAAAGCCGUUUCAGCGGCGACUCUUGUGGUGAUCAAGUCUUGCAUCUACAGCCAGUUACGUGUGAUGCUGAAACUAUCAAGAGGAUUUGUUUUCAUUUCGGACCACUAGAGCAGUUCUGGCCAUAUAAGGCUGAAGACCCGACAGAUUCUGAAGAUGACAGUCUUCGAAAACAAUUCCCUUAUCCCCACGACGGACCUCGGUCUGCUUCGAUGGAUACUCGUUGUUUUGAGGUGAAAUGGGCGCACAGGGAUGAUUGCGUCAGUGCGCUGAUGGUAAGAAUGCUCAUCUUCGCGCCAGAUCUGCUGCUAACACUUCGAGAAUUACAGACUCUGCGUCGAGUCCCGCAUCUGACGGUGACGUGGGCACACCAACCUACUUUUCAUAGACGACAAUCUCCUUAUCAGAAUCGCUCUUCUUCCAACGCCGCCCUUUACCCGAUGUAUUUGCACGACCAGGGCCACAUGAGAGGCAGCCCACUCGCCGCAUCUCUCUCUAGCGGAUCUCGAAGGGACUCUGCAACAACUGAGGAAUACAGCGGUGCGACGAGUGUUGGAGAGUGGAAGGGCUUGCCUCAAGCUGCUCGUAACGGGGAACCAACUUUUGCCUCCACGAACUCCACUCUCGAUACUUCGAUGCCUAAUUCGGGAUCAUCACAGGGCGAGUUGAAUGAAAUGGACUUUCCUCCUCUUGUUGAUGUUAAGGAACGCAAAACAGAUUUCAGUGGCGUUUGGGGUGAAAAGAAGGCAGAAGACGAGAGAGAAGAUAAAGGAGAUACCAGAGAGAUUGAUGGGUUGGCAUCUACCAUGGGGGCCGUUUCCUUGUCUGACACGCCUCACGUCACGUACGAUAUGUCGGAAGAACCGUUCGCUGCCGAAAAAGAAGAGAACUCAGCGGGGUACCAAGACAUCGAGCAGGAGUUGGAUAUGCCCCCGACUCCUGGGUUGGGGAUGUCUCCCAUCACACCUCGGACCCCCGGAGUGAUGUUUCCCGCGACACCCACCAGUACGAUCGGUGACUUGCAUGGCAUAGUUUCGUUCAAUGGGUAUGACUCAAAGGACAAGGACGGCUAUCCAGAGGAGCGCACCCGUGAAGAGAGGCUACUGGAUCCGACGACCUUAUUCGUGGGGGGGUUGGAGAUGUAUGGUCCAGGCGCUUGGGAUGAAGAGAAGGUCAGCAACUUCUUCCGCAAGUUCGGUGGGCUGGAGAGCGUCAAAGUGGUGAGGCCAGUAAAUGGUCGCGCUGCCUUUGCUUUCGUGAAGUUCGACAAUACUGAAUCGCCUGCUCGUGCUGUUUUUGAAGAGCACAAUCGAGUUUACGAGGGUCGUGCUAUGCGUGUUCAACUUAGGGAUUGUAACCCACCCCGUAGCAGCUGGAAGUACGGCAGAGGGCGUGGACGUUACCCUCAUCACAACACUAUGCCGCAUCGGCCCUAUGGUGAGGCAAAUGAGAUGCACCAUCAUAGGGAGCAUAGCCGUCGAGGCGACAUGGUAGCUCCUGGGGAAACAUCGGGAAUGCCUGCCGUCGAUGCUGACGCGCCGCCGCCUUUCGACGUAGGUACUCAACUGGACGAUACGGCGCCCAAGAGGAAUUCGGAGGUUCCGAGUAAUACGGAGUCUGUAUCGACUGCUGCUCAUGAUCAAGAAGCAGCAAAAAUUCUUGGGACAACGGAAGCGCCACCGCCGACCGAGAACUAUCGUGAAUGGUAUGAUGCUCUCGAACCGUCACCCACAGAAACGUCGUCACCAGUCACUCUCACUCCUGCUGUGUCUUUCCCUGGUGCUGGCGGUGCGGGUGUUCAGUUCCCGAUGUCAGCUGGAACUUAUUAUCCACCACCGCCUUGGAUUCAACCUUACGCUCCCCAAAUGCAGUACCCAGUUCCUUAUUUCACAGGCCCUGCCAUUCAAGCCGGAUAUGCAGUUCCCCAUCCUUCUGCUCCGGGAUAUUCAGGCGCCACAGGUUCUGAUGCCAAUGGACCCGUGUCUACGCCCCAAAAUUUAUGGGCGAUGGGCAUGUAUGGUGCAUAUAUUCCCUAUCCUGCCUUCCCGUCGAGGCCGACUCAGAAUGCUGAUUCAUCAGCGCCUCAACAAGCGCAGGUGCAGCAACCUCCUGUGAUACCGACAGGAUUCAUACAGAACGACCAAGGCACUCUCAUCGCAGUCUACCAACCUGAAGCUAUUGACCAAUAUAUGACCAGCGGACAAGUUCCUACUCCGCCUAACAGCGGUCAAGCUCCAGCACAGAGCAUAAAUAACUGGAGUUCCCCCCCUCCUCCCACUUUCGGAGUCCCCGGCCAAGUGCCCCCGAGGAUGUCUAUGCAAGCUCGUCAAAUGAUAGCGCCUCCAGGAGGUGUGGGCUGGAUACCAGCCGGUCAAUCUACCGUUACCUUUCCCGCUUCUGGAUCCCAUCAGGCGAUGACUCCAUCCGGCAGUAUGCCUCUCCCGAGUGCAACGACCUUCCGUGCAAGCCAUGACAUUAGUGCCAAUCAUCUUAACCCAUCGUUGAGGCGAAACACCGGCCGUCGAGACCAGCAGUUCAAUCCCAAUAGGAACAGUAAUCGGUCCCUUUCAAACCGCCACAGUCGACCGAACGGCAAUAAUGUGGGCCUAGGAUUCAAUGAAGGUCAGCCACAACGCACAAUGCCUUUCCCCGUCCAAUUCUAGGUGAUAUCUGCUGUAUACAUCUUUCCUUUCGAUUUCAUUCUUCUCUCUUUUUCAUUUCCUUCCAUGAUCUUCGUCCUUCUUACUCAUUUUCGCUGUACAUAAACACAAA